Anopheles maculipalpis is the source of this 3482-nucleotide messenger RNA. RefSeq names its product nardilysin-like. Lineage: Eukaryota; Metazoa; Arthropoda; Insecta; Diptera; Culicidae. The record is from RefSeq and is a predicted model, not a curated record. Bases 51 to 3482 code for a protein of 1143 amino acids. The transcript is spliced from 11 exons. Gene Ontology annotation, biological process: proteolysis. Gene Ontology annotation, molecular function: metalloendopeptidase activity; metal ion binding.
CAAGUCUCGUGCGUGAGUUUCCCUCUCAAAGCGAAGGGAUUAUUGAAACAAUGGUUCGUCGGAUGUGGUUUUGUAAAAAAUAUCAUAUGUUGAUGUUUGUAGCUGUUAGUUUAUUAAUCGCACGUGCAGCCUGUCGUAACCCACGAGGAUCGUUAAUGACUCGCAAGCGACCAGCACUGGAUAGUGAACAAGUGCUAGCAAGUCCAGCGAGCAAAAUGUCUGCGCGUGAAAGUUCCACCAGCAGUGGCAAUAGCCAGGAUCAGGAGCGAAGAAUGCAUCCGCUUGUAAGUUACCUGCCACCACCGGAAACAUCAUUUUCCGACCAUAAGCAGUACAGGUCUAUAUUGCUAGCGAAUGGUUUACAUGCACUAUUGAUUGCUGACCCGACGAGCCAAACGACGGCUCCUCGGUUGAAGGCCCAUUAUACAGCGGAGGAAGCAAAUGGGCUCCACCAUUCUGCGCAUAGUUCUGUAUCAUCCGAUACGGAAGAUCAUCCGAAUGAGGCGGAUGGUGAUGAACAUUCACACAGCGAAACGAGUUUUGGUACUGCAUCGGAUGACGAAAGCAGCAAUAGUGCUAAUGAAUCAAUAAUUAUGGAUGAGAAUGAGGGUGAGAAACUGGCUGCCGCCGCGCUAUGCGUUGGUGUUGGUUCGUUCAAUGAUCCCCGUAACAUACAAGGCCUUGCACACUUCUUGGAGCAUAUGAUUUUUAUGGGCAGCAAAAAAUAUCCCCGCGAAAACGAAUAUGAUUCGUACAUCAGUAAAUGCGGCGGUUUUGACAACGCUGUAACUGAUUUAGAAGAAACCACGUUCUACUUUGAGAUUGAUGAGGGACAUCUCGAAGGGGCGCUUGAUCGAUUUGCCAGCCUUUUCACCGAACCGCUUAUGUUGCGCGAUUCCGUUUGCCGGGAACGGGAUGCGGUGGAAAGUGAGUUUCAAACGAACAAAAAUCGAUUUUCGUCCGCACGUGAACAGUUGGUAGCAUCACUGGGGCGCGACGAUCAUCCGAUCAGUCUGUUUUCGUGGGGCAAUUUAGAAACGCUGAAAAAAAACAUCACCGACGAUGAGCUGUACUCGGAGCUACACAACUUUCAACGCCGCCACUAUUCCGCCCAUCGUAUGCAUUUUGCGGUGCAAGCACGCAUGAGCUUAGACGAACUGGAGGCACUAACGGUGAAGUAUUUUUCGGCCAUCCCUUCCAAUUGGCUGCCGGCGGACAAUUUGUCAUCGAUGUACAACGAAACCAACGCCUUCCGUAACGAAUACUACAGCAAACUGUACGUUGUGAAGCCAAUUUCGGAUGUCUGUCAGCUUGACAUUACGUGGUGUUUGCCGCCUUGUGUGAGGGAUUACCAUGUGAAGGCAAUCGAUUACAUCUCGUACGUUAUGGGCUACGAGGGGAAACAUAGUUUAACCAGCUAUCUGCGCAAGAAGUCAUUAGCACUGGAUGUGCAUACCGGUGCUAGCUCUGGGUUCGAGAAGAAUUCUCUUUACACACUGUACACCGUCUCGAUAACGAUGACCGAUCAGGGGUUGGAAAAUGUGGAAGAAAUUUUAAAAGCCGUCUACUCGUUUGUACGAUUGCUAAAGCGCGAAGGACCUGUGGAACGACUUUUCAAGGAGUUGCAAGACCUGGAAGCAACCUCUUUCCGGUACCGCAAAGAAAAAGAAGCCAGUGACAACGUGGAAGAACUGGUCGUUAACAUGCGCUACUACCCACCGGAGCAUAUCAUCACGGGUUCGGAGUUGUACUUUAAGUACGAUCCAGCCGAAAUAUGGGCGGUUAUAAACAACUUAAAUGAACCAAGGUUUAAUCUUAUGAUAUCGUCCACCAAACCUUUCCGAAAUGUCACGUACAACCGCACGGAAGCUUGGUUCGGAACGGAAUAUGUCGAACUGGAUGUUCCGGAAGAGUGGCAGCGAUUGUGGGAAACAGCUGAACCGAUGCCAGAAAUACAGCUUCAAGCAAAGAAUCAGUACAUCUCAACCAACUUUACUAUACUAGCGGAUGAGGAUGAUGGGCCCGAGGUUCCACCGUAUCCGGAAAAGCUUUUGGAAAAUGAAAUGUGUGAAAUGUGGUUCCGGCAAGAUACUAAAUUCAAACUUCCGUUAGCAUUAAUGUAUUUUUACAUCAUUUCUCCAUUGCCGUUCAACAAUCCGAGAAGCUCAGCAUUGGUUGGGUUCUUCAUAUCGAUGGUAAAAUUUCAAUUAGCAGAAGAACUAUACCCGGCGGAGGUGGCGGGACUAAACUAUGAGCUAUAUCCAGCUGAGAAAGGGGUGAUACUGAAAAUUGAUGGAUACAAUGAAAAGUUGCCCAUCAUAGCGGACGAGAUUUCGGCCUCGAUGGGACGCUUCUCGGAACUGUUCAGCGCGAGUGUGUUUGAUGUGAUCAAAGUAAAGCUGGAAAAGGCCUACUUUAACGAGCUGAUGAAACCGAAUAAGUUAAACAGAGACGUUCGUUUAAAGCUAGUGCAGUUAAACCAUUGGACAACGUGGGAAAAGUUUGACUACAUGAAAAAUUUCACUGCCGACGAUGUGCGUGAGUUUGGGAAAGAUUUUUUCAACGGCUUUAAAAUCCAAGCCUUGGUGCAAGGUAAUUUGCGCAAAGAGGUGGCUCAGGAAGUGAUGUGCAAAGUGUUAAGUAAUCUGAAUGGAUCACCGAUUCAAGAUAUUAAAAGCAUAGAAUCGAAAGCACGUGAGAUUCCUAUCGGAGACAAUUAUCUGAGAGUUUCGAAUUUCCGGGAACAGGAUGUGAAUACUGUAACUACCACGUUCUAUCAAGCAGGACCAGUGACACCAUUCCUGCACGCAUCUUUAGAGCUGUUAGUUUCGCUACUAGAAGAACCAUUGUUUGAUGUGCUUCGCACGAAAGAGCAACUGGGCUACGAUGUAUCCACCACCCUACGCGAUAAUGCAGGAAUAUUAGGAUUUUCAGUAACCGUACAUUCGCAGGAGAACAAGUUUAGCUACCAUCACAUCGAUGAACGGAUUGAGCUAUUCAAUCAACACUUUUGGCAAGUGCUGCAAGACAUGGCUGACAAGGACUUUGAGCUGGUGAAGACAUCUUUAAAACACCGGAAGCAAGUGGUCGAUACUGAGCUGAAAAAUGAAGCUUCCCGCCAUUGGGGUGAAAUUACAACGGAGGAGUAUAUAUUCAACCGAAACAAGCUUGAGGUAGAGCAAAUUGAAAAACUAGCCAAAUCAGAUGUUUCCGCACUGUUUCAUCGCCUCGUGGUGGAUUCAACCAGCAGGAGAAAACUUUGCGUGCAAGUCAUUGGUAAUGAUGAGAAAUCGGCGGAAGACAAUGUCACACUACCCGCCGGUAAGCAGGAUACGUAUGAUAGUACGAGUUUUCAUCUAAAGUACGUUCAGCCACAAAGCGAGUUAGAUAACCAUAAUCAGCAUAUAAAUGAUAUCGCGAGCUUUGCAGCACAGCUAAAAGUGUACACAAUGGUUAAAAUUGAUUUUACUACUGCGAAUUGA